Funneliformis caledonium is the source of this 2727-nucleotide messenger RNA. The record is from the annotation of a GenBank genome assembly. NCBI's taxonomy places the organism in Eukaryota, Fungi, Glomeromycota, Glomeromycetes, Glomerales, Glomeraceae.
AUGGCAAAAUUAAUUGACGGUAAAGCCAUUGCAAAGAAUAUUCAAGUUCAAAUUAAGCAAGAAAUUUGUGAAUUGAAACAAAAAUAUUCAAGUUUUAAACCCUAUCUUGCUAUCAUUCAAGUGGGCGAAAGAGAAGAUUCUAAAGUUUAUAUUCGUCAAAAAGAAAGAGCCGCCAAGGAAGCGGGAAUUGAAUUAACGCUAUAUAAGAAAGCCGAUUCGAUUACAGAAGAUGAGCUUCUAACAGCUAUUCGUGAAUUAAAUGAUAAUCCUACAAUUCAUGGAAUUUUAGUUCAAUUACCAUUGCCAUCACAUAUUAAUGAAAAAAUAAUUACUGAAUCCAUUAACCCCAAAAAAGAUGUUGACGGAUUUCAUGCAAUUAAUAUUGGAAAUUUAGCUAAAAGAAAUUGUAUACCUUUAUUUUUACCUUGCACACCCAAGGGGAUUCUUGAAUUAUUAAAAAGAUCUGGCAUUGAGAUUUGUGGCAGAAAGGCUGUUGUGGUUGGUCGUAGUGACAUCGUUGGAUUUCCUGUGUUUGCACUUUUAUCAAGUUGUGAUGCCACAGUCACAUUAUGUCAUUCAAAGACGAAAAAUCUUCCUGAAUUAGUUAAAACCGCAGAUAUACUUGUAGUCGCUAUUGGAAAAGCCGACUUUAUUAAAGGAGAUUGGAUAAAACCAGGCGCCGUUGUUAUCGAUGUCGGCACAAACGCGAUUGAAGGCAAGUAUAAAUUUUCAUCCAUGAAAUAUAUAUGGGAUGUAGAAUUUUCUAGUGCAUCAACCGUGGCAUCUUAUAUUACUCCAGUACCUGGUGGCGUAGGGCCAAUGACUGUAGCUAUGUUAUUGCAAAAUACUUUCGAAAGUACAAAAAGAUUUUGGCAAGAAAGUAGAGAAAAAAAAAUUUCUUUACUUUCUUUAAAACCUCUUUCGCCUGUUCCUAGUGAUAUUGAUGUCGCUUCUGCUCAAAUUCCUAAAUCUAUAAAAACUUUGGCUGAAGAAUUAGGAUUAGCCCCAAAUGAGUUCGAAUUGUAUGGACAAUAUAAAGCGAAAGUCAACCUUUCUGUACUUGAAAGAAUUACACCUACUCCACUUGGAGAAGGUAAAUCAACAACAACAAUAGGAAUAGCACAGGCAUUAGGUGCUCAUUUAGGAAAACUUACAUUCGCAUGUGUAAGACAACCAUCACAAGGUCCAACAUUUGGUAUUAAAGGCGGAGCUGCGGGUGGAGGUUACGCUCAAGUUAUACCUAUGGAUGAAUUUAAUCUACACUUGACUGGUGAUAUACAUGCUGUUGUUGCUGCAAAUAACUUAUUAGCUGCUGCGAUUGACGCACGGAUGUUUCAUGAAAAAACUCAGUCUGAUAAGGCUUUGCUUAAUAGAUUAUGUCCACCUAAAAAAGGAAUUCGUAGCUUUGCGCCAGUUAUGCUUAAAAGAUUACAAAAACUUGGUAUUGAUAAAACAAAUCCUGAUGAUUUAAUACCUAAAGAAAUAAAAAAGUUUGUUAGAUUAGAUAUUGAUCCAGAUACAAUCACAUGGCAACGAGUUAUUGACACGAACGAUAGAUUUUUACGUAAAAUUACAAUAGGACAAAAUCCAACAGAAAAAGGUCAAACAAGAGAAACGGGAUUUGAUAUAGCGGUAGCAUCCGAAUGUAUGGCAAUUUUAGCUUUAAGUACAUCAUUAGCAGACAUGAGAGAACGAUUAGGUAGAAUGGUAGUAGCCAGCAGUUUUGACCGGGGAGAAGGCAGUGAAUCUAUAACAGCAGAUGAUUUAGGUAUUGGGGGGGCAUUAACAGUAUUAAUGAAAGAUGCUAUAAAACCUAAUCUCAUGCAAACUCUUGAAGGAACCCCUGUAUUUGUACAUGCUGGUCCUUUCGCCAAUAUUGCGCAUGGUAAUAGUUCUAUAUUAGCAGAUAAAAUUGCUUUGAAAUUAGCCGGAACAGAAGAGGAUGAAGAGGAAAGCGGAUAUGUCGUUACUGAAUCUGGGUUUGGGGCUGAUAUUGGAAUGGAAAAAUUUUUUAAUAUCAAAUGUAGAGUAUCUGGAUUAACACCUGAUGCUGUUGUCCUUGUUGCCACCGUUAGAGCCCUUAAAAUGCAUGGAGGUGGUCCUGAGGUUACUCCUGGUAAACCUUUACCUGAAAUUUAUCUAAAAGAAAAUCUUGAAAUGUUAGAAAAAGGAUGUGAAAAUCUUGUCAAGCAUAUACAAAAUGCAAAAAAGUUUGGAUUACCGAUUAUAGUAGCGGUAAACCAAUUUAUAACUGAUAGUUCAGCUGAACUAGAAUUAAUACGUAAAAAAGCUAUAGAAGCUGGAGCUGAUGAUGCUGUACCUUCAUCGCAUUGGGAAUUCGGUGGUAAAGGUGCAUUGGAAUUAGCAAAAUCCAUAGUAAAGGUUACUAGCACAGCCAAGAUUGUGAAAGGAGAUUUUAAAUUUUUAUAUGAUUUAGAUAAAUCUAUUGAGGAAAAAAUUGAAAUUAUUGCCAAAGAAAUGUAUGGAGCUGAUGGAAUCGAAUUAAAUGAUGAAGCUAGAGAAAAAAUCCAGCGUUUUACAAAUCAAGGAUUUGCCAAAUUACCAAUAUGUAUGGCGAAAACACAUCUAUCGUUAUCUCACGACCCAACACUUAAAGGCGUACCAAAAGGGUUCAUAGUACCUGUACGUGAUAUAAGAGCAUCUGUUGGCGCAGGAUUUUUAUAUCCUUUGUUAGGUGAAAUGCAAACUAUGCCAGGAUUGCCUACA